This is a messenger RNA of Lotus japonicus, 444 nucleotides long. RefSeq lists its product as uncharacterized. Gene Ontology annotation, molecular function: RNA-DNA hybrid ribonuclease activity; nucleic acid binding. NCBI's taxonomy places the organism in Eukaryota, Viridiplantae, Streptophyta, Magnoliopsida, Fabales, Fabaceae. The record is from RefSeq and is a predicted model, not a curated record. The transcript is spliced from 2 exons. Bases 1 to 444 code for a protein of 147 amino acids.
AUGGGCAAAGGAGGAGCAUCUAAGAAGAAUGUGGGUUCCUUCCAAUGCACAACCUGUAAGGAGUGGUAUGAAACUCUAGAAGAACUGGAAAGUUAUGGUGGGAAUGCUUUCGCAUCGGAGGCCGAAGCUCUGCUGCUGGGGCUGAAGUUAGUGUGGGAUCGUGGCUAUAGAGAAGUCACAGUGAAGGUCGAUUGUGCAGAAUUGCUCCAGAGCAUUGAGAAUGGGGAUAGUGGCAGGUUCUUCCCUGUCAUUAUCGAGAUCAAGCAACUCAGGGAUAGAGCUUGGAAUAUCUCAAUAGAGAGGGUGAGACGGGAGUGCAAUGCUCCAGCGGAUUACCUUGCAAAGUUGGGUGCGCGUUCUCCGGGUGUCAACUUCAGCUUCUUGGAUAAACCACCUUGGGAAGUAGAGACCCUUGUCUUGAGGGACCGGGUGUUUGCUCGUUAG